Messenger RNA from Sorghum bicolor (sorghum), 2954 nucleotides. Its product is annotated as wall-associated receptor kinase 5. The coding region runs from base 39 to 2954 and encodes 971 amino acids. Gene Ontology annotation, biological process: cell surface receptor signaling pathway; protein phosphorylation. Gene Ontology annotation, molecular function: polysaccharide binding; ATP binding; protein serine/threonine kinase activity. The transcript has 4 exons. Gene Ontology annotation, cellular component: plasma membrane. The record is from RefSeq and is a predicted model, not a curated record. Lineage: Eukaryota; Viridiplantae; Streptophyta; Magnoliopsida; Poales; Poaceae.
GCCACGAGCUAGGAUAUAUACUGAUAGACCUCUCAAUAAUGGUGGUCCGCCCUAAGUGUGGUGAUCACCCCGCCCGCUCCGUGAACGCCAUGACCUUUCUGCACUUGUUUGGCAUUCUGGCAACUACGACGAUGGGGGGCGCGGAGGCUUCUGAUGUCGCGGCGGGAAGGCAGCAACAACGAAUUGGUGGCAACGGAGAAAGGCCGGCUGCGGCGGUGGCGCCGUCGUCUAUCACUAUCGCCCCCGCCGCCGGUUGCCCUAGCCGAUGCGGCGAUCUAACCUUCGACUUCCCGUUCGGUAUCGGCCCCAACUGCUCUCGCAGCUCCGAUUUCGAGCUCACAUGUAAUGACACCACUCAGCCUCCUAAACUCUUCAUGAGUGAUGGCACCACCCAGGUCAUCGACAACAUCACCAUUGUUACCACGGAGAAUGCGGCCUCCAGUUCAGAUGACUCGGUUAGCAUCGACUUCACCUACACCAUCUCCUUGAAUUCAUCAGUUUACUGGUCUUUGCCUUUGAUAUCUCUUGGGAAUUCUUUCGAGCUAUAUUACUCGGGCCUUAUGUUUUCUGGCUGUGAUUUCGACGUACACUGGAUAAACCAUCCGGUGAAUACACCGACGUCCGCGUCCAGCUGCACAGCUACCUGCCCUGACGGUGAAUUCACAAACAUUACUACUGCACCGGACUACUGUGGUUCCGACAGCACUGGAUGUUGCACCAUCUCCUUUGGUGACGAGGGCUUUUCUGACCAAAGUUCAUUUCUGUCUUCUGUCCAACUUAAAUUCGUUCGUCAUCAUAGUGGAGCUGAUUCCAAAUUACACUUCCACAACUCCAGCCUAUUGCGGGAUACUGUCAAUGUCACUGCUGCUUCCUUGUCUGCCAAAUGGGGAAUCAUUGAUCAGCUAACCUGCGCAAGCGCCAUUAAAGACAACACAACCUAUGCUUGUGUUAGCAGUAGCAUCAUCUGUCAAGAUAAUAACAUAGGUAUGGGUUAUGGCUACAAUUGCAAGUGCAAGAAAAGGUACAUGGGCAAUCCAUAUAUUAUUGACGGCUGCAAACCGGACGGAGGUUACAGUCCUCAACAUAAAAGCAACUGUACUCGCACAUGUGGGACUAUAGAUAUUCCGUUUCCAUUCGGCUUGGAAGAAGGCUGCUUCGCAAGGGAAGAAUUUCAGCUCAACUGCAACAACACGGCAUCGUCGCCACCUACACUCCUUUUGGACUCGGUAUAUAACUAUCACGUGGCUAAUAUAAAUGUUGAGGAAGGGCUUAUUGAAUACACUAGACCGGACCAAGAAACAAAUCCUGACAUUAUCGGUAUCAAUGAUAACAUUUUGUACGGACGAGAUCUUUAUCUUAGUUAUGGUGAUAACGUUGCCGUGCAAUGGGUUGCUGCCCAGUUAACCUGCGAGGAUGCAAAACGUAAUCUGUCCGGGUACGCAUGUGCAAGUGCCAACAGUGAAUGUAUAACGAUCGGACAUGAUGACUACGUUGGUUACAGAUGCAGUUGCGCACGAGGAUACCAUGGAAAUCCGUACGUCAACAGCAGCUGUGUAGAUAUCGACGAGUGCCUUCAACCAAAUAUUUGUCCCGAGAUGUGCAACAAUACCGCUGGGAACUAUACAUGCAUUCCAUGCCCUUACGGCACAUGGUAUGAUCCAGUGCAAAGGCAAUGCACAAGAAAGCACCAACAAAACCUUCUCUUAGGUAUUGCUAUUGGCCUAAGUGUUGGCCUUGGAAUUCUACUUGUCUGUUUAAGUGGGGUUUUCCUUAUCCGUAGAUGGAGAAGAAAUAUCCAAAGACAAUUGAAAAAGAAAUAUUUUCGGCAAAACAAAGGUCUUCUUUUGGAGCAACUAAUAUCUUCAGAUGAAACCCAAAGUGAUAACAAAAUUUUCUCCUUGGAGGAGUUGCAAAAGUCAACAAACAACUUUGAUCCCACACGUAUUCUAGGUAGUGGAGGACAUGGUACGGUCUACAAAGGCAUCUUAUCGGACCAACGUGUUGUGGCCAUAAAAAGGCCGAAGGUCAUCAAUGAAGGAGAGAUUAAUCAGUUCAUCAAUGAAGUUGCCAUACUCUCUCAGAUAAAUCACCGUAAUAUCGUAAAACUUCUUGGAUGUUGUCUUGAAACCGAGGUCCCUCUACUGGUGUAUGAUUUCAUCCCUAAUGGUUCACUAUAUAAGAUUAUACAUGAUGGUCAUCAGAGUAAUAAUGAAUUCUUGCUGUCAUGGGAUGAUUCCUUAAGGAUUGCUACAGAAGCUGCUGGCGCUCUCUGUUACCUUCAUUCUGCGGCAUCAGUAUCAGUUUUUCAUCGUGAUGUGAAGUCUUCUAAUAUACUCUUGGAUGGAAGCUAUACCGCAAAAGUUUCAGAUUUUGGAGCCUCAAGGUUAAUUCCGAUUGAUCAAACUCAUGUCGUUACAAAUGUACAGGGCACAUUUGGGUACCUAGAUCCAGAGUAUUACCAUACUGGGCAAUUGAAUGAGAAGAGUGAUGUCUAUAGUUUUGGUGUUGUUCUUUUAGAGUUGCUCCUUAGAAAGGAGCCAAUCUUUACGAGUGCUUCUGGAUCAAAGCAAAACUUGUCAAAUCACUUCCUUUGGGAGAUGAGAUCAAGGCCAAUCACUGAAAUUGUUGCCCCUGAAGUUCUUGAUCAAGCUUCCCAGGAUGAGAUUAGCACGGUUGCCUCUCUUGCCCAGGAGUGCCUGAGGCUCCAAGGUGAAGAAAGACCUACUAUGAAGCAAGUGGAGAUGAAAUUACAACUUUUGAGAAAUAAAGAUUUGAGAUCAUGCAAUGGUACUACGGAAAGCAGUUACGAGAUACAACCACCAGGACCUACAAGACUUGCAACACAUCGCCGUCAAUCUUUGUCAACUGAUGGAAAUAAUAGAGCCAAUGUAGCAUCUUCAGGCUGCUAUAGCUUGGAGCAAGAGUUUCUGUCAUCUGCUAGUUUACCACGAUAA